CCCCCAAAAAAAUAGUGCAUUCUUAAUACCUAUCAAUUCAUCAAUUCAUCGAACACUCUUCAAACCACUUCAUUACCUCCCCUCAAUCCAAUGGUUGCUCUCAUUCUGGCUGUCGGUGCCGUCAUCUACUUCACCGUUGAAAAGGUCCGCGACCACAGGCAAAAGAAGCGCGAAUCGAAAGAUCAGACUCAAGCUCUACAACACGGCAUAGCUGAACCGGUUUCGAUCAUUGAUAACAAAGCAAGCCGUCGCUCGAUGGAAUUACCGCCGCCGUACCGUAAAGAGGCUCUCCCACCGUACCGUCAAGGAAGCGUCCACCAGACCCCAUGACGGACCAACAUCGCGCGUUCAGAACCAACAAGUGAAGCGCUGGUUCACCAGCCGAAAGGGCG
Exophiala xenobiotica is the source of this 392-nucleotide messenger RNA. RefSeq lists its product as uncharacterized. The coding region runs from base 91 to 330 and encodes 79 amino acids. The record is from RefSeq and is a predicted model, not a curated record. NCBI's taxonomy places the organism in Eukaryota, Fungi, Ascomycota, Eurotiomycetes, Chaetothyriales, Herpotrichiellaceae. The transcript has a single exon.